Polyodon spathula (Mississippi paddlefish) is the source of this 540-nucleotide messenger RNA. RefSeq names its product transcription factor 25-like. The record is from RefSeq and is a predicted model, not a curated record. The coding region runs from base 79 to 342 and encodes 87 amino acids. Lineage: Eukaryota; Metazoa; Chordata; Actinopteri; Acipenseriformes; Polyodontidae. The transcript is spliced from 3 exons.
UGACCCUUUGACUCCUUUAGAUUCGGUGGUUUCUUACACUAGACCUGAAAGAUAUGUUUGCUUUUUAGACUGGCAUACAUGGCCUCUUUGAACAACAGAGCUAAUAGAGUUGCUCCUGAUGAAAGCACUUUAUCCCUGUUUUUCCAAUCUCUACUGCCAAACUUCAACCUACAGGGUGGCGUAAAGCCUGAGGGGGACCUGGAAGUGACCCGUGCUGGGCGACAGCUGAACCAGGAAGUGAACCAGCUAAUGGGGGCUAUGAGGGACAUGCUGGUUAAUAUCCAAUUUCAGGAGCCACGGCGUGAGGACAACCCAGAGAGGGAUGAUGAGGAGUGGGAUUGAGACCAUUGAGGUCCAGUUUAGCUGUCUACAGGACAGUAGGCUGCUGGGCCAGGACUGGGGAAGUUGGAAGAAUACCAGGCCUGGACAACAUUAAUAACAAAGAAUCCAUUUCAAAUUCAGUAUUUUUUUGCUAUUCAAUUGGAAUUGUAGGGUUCUAAGACAAAAUUAACCCUGCAAAUUCAUCUGUUGUCAAAAAAG